Klebsormidium nitens is the source of this 417-nucleotide messenger RNA. NCBI's taxonomy places the organism in Eukaryota, Viridiplantae, Streptophyta, Klebsormidiophyceae, Klebsormidiales, Klebsormidiaceae. The record is from the annotation of a GenBank genome assembly.
AUGAACAAGCUCAAGCAGGUCCUGAAGGGAGGCAGCAGCGCCGACCAAGGUUAUGACAAUGCCGGGGGGGUGGGCACUGGCUCUAACAUGGAGGGGGGCACGAUGGGAGGGGGCAUGGAUCAGGGGGGAAUGGGUGGAAUGGGUCAGGGAAUGGGGGGUGGAACAGAUCAGCAGGGGGGCAUGGAAGGAGGAAUGGGGCAAGGAAUGAACGGGGGAAUGGGGCAGGGAAUGGGUGAAGAAAUGGGCCGUCAGGGUGGCAUGGGGGGGGAGUUUAACCAGGGGGGCAUGGGGGGGGGGUAUGGGACAGGAAGGAAUGGGGGGGGGCAUGGGAGGAGGAAUGGGCCAGGGGGGUAUGGGAGGGGGGGGAAUGAUGGGAGGGGAGAAUCAGGGAGGGGGUGGCAUUGUGGGGGGGAUUGA